AGAACAAAAGUAGUCAUUGGACAUUGUUUUCCUACAGGAAUCAGGUUUCCUGUACAAACCAAAGCUACAAACUACUGAGUAAACAAGGGCAAAAUACACGGCACAUCUUUAAAACCACUCCUCUUGCUAGAAUGUGACAUAACCUGAGCACCACUCCCUUUUUCUCUGAGAGAGUCUGGUAAUUAUUUGCAUGGUAUUUUACUUUCACAUUUAUUGGGAAGUGAAAUGGCGCUGCAGCUAGACGAGGAGAAACUCUGCUGUUCCAUCUGUCUGGAUCUACUGAAUGACCCGGUGACUAUUCCCUGUGGCCACAGCUUCUGCUUGCGCUGUACUGAACAACGAUGGGAUGAAGAAGAUCCAAAGGAAAUCUACAGCUGCCCUCACUGCAAGCAAACCUUCACAUCGAGGCCUGUGGUGGUGAAAAGUGCCAUGAUUGCUGAUUUAGUGGAAGCACUGAAGCUUCAAGCUGAUCCUGCUGAUCACUACUAUGCCAGACCUGGAGAUGUUGCCUGUGAUUUCUGCACUGGGAGGAAGCUGAUAGCCCUCAAGUCCUGUCUGAUGUGUCGGGUUUCUUACUGUGAGCACCACCUUCAGCCUCACUAUGAAUCCCCUGCCUUUAAAAAACACAAGCUGGUUGACCCCUCCACAAAUCUGCAGGAGAAAUUUUGCCCCCGUCAUAAUGAGGUGAUGAAGAUGUUUUGCCGCAGUGAUCAGCAGGCCGUAUGUAUUUUGUGCUCCAUGGACGAACAUAAAGACCAUGACACGGUAUCUGCUGCAGCAGAAAGGAUCGAGAAGUGGAAGGAGCUUGAGAUGAGUCGGCAAAAAAUCCAGCAGAGGAUCCAGGACAGAAAGAAAGACGUGAAGGUUCUUCAACGGGAGAUAGAGGCGAUCAAUCGCUCUGCUGAUGAAGCAGUGAAGGACAGCGAGAAGAUUUUAACUGAGCUUGUCAGUUUCAUAGAGAAAAGAAGCUCUGAUGUGAAGGAACAAAUCAGAUCCCAGCAGAAAACUGAAGUUAGUUGGGCCAGAGAGCUUGAGGAGAAGAUGGAGAGGGAGAUUGCUGAACUUGAGAGGAAGGACACUGAGCUUGAACAGCUCUCACACACCGAUGACCACACUGAAUUCCUACUCAAGUAUCUUUUGCUGUCGGAUCUCAGUGAAUCUACAGACUCACCCAGCUUAAAUAUCAGACCUCUUAAACACUUCGCAGAUGUGAUAGCAGCUGUGUCGGAGGCCCGUGAUAAACUACAGGACGCUUUCAAUGACGCAUGGCCGAAGAUCUUACUAAGAGUGACCGAAGUCGAUGUUUUACUGCCACAACCAGAGCCCGAGACCAGAGAGGAAUUCUUACGAUAUUCUCGACAAAUCACGCUGGAUCCUAACACAGUUAACACAUGGCUGUCAUUAACUGAAGGGAACAGAAAAGCAAUAGUAAUGAAGGAAAAGAAAUUAGGGUCUAGUCACCCAGAUAGAUUCACUGACUGGCUUCAGGUGCUCAGUAGAGAGAGUCUGACUGGACGUCGUUACUGGGAGGUGGAAAGAAGCGGUGGAGGAGUUUCAGUCGCGGUCGCAUACAAGGAUAUUAGCAGAACAGGAAUUGAAAGCGGAUUUGGAAACAAUGACAUGUCUUGGACGUUAGGAUGUUUCGACUUUACUUAUUAUUUCAGACAUAACAAUGUCAAAACUUUACUCUCAGGCCCUCAGUCCUCCAGAGUUGGAGUAUACCUGGAUCACAAGGCAGGAACUCUGUCCUUCUACAGCAUCUCUGAAACCAUGACUCUCCUCCACAAAGUCCAGACCACGUUCACUCAACCGCUCUACGCUGGACUUUUGGUUUAUUGGGUCGGAGACACUGCUGAGUUGUGUGAGCUAAAGUAGUUUGCGCUACACUUCCUAGUUAGUCCUGUUAGUCUAACAAAGCGGGAUGAACUGUGAUGUUUUCUUCCUUAAACAUUUUGUUUGAGUUAUACCCAGCUGAGUUCAGUUUCUACAGCAGCAAAUGGACACUUCACAUUGUUACAUUUAUAUAUUUUUACUGAAUAUUUCAUGCUAUCUCUCCUUUUUUGUUACAGUCACCUCUUAAUUCAAUCAAAAAGCACAAUAGAUUACUGUAAAUGUAUAAAUUAAAUGAAUGUGAAUGCUUAGAUGGGAAGAGUAGGAAUAUAAGCUGCUGCAUUUAGGCUUUUAUCAGCAUUUUCAACAUAAGACACGUCCUUUAAUAUGCAUUUGUUUCAUGUGUACACCACUUAUAUACUGCUGCAAGUCAUUUUCACCUGUAGUUCUACUCUAGUUUGCAAGUUUCAGUGAAUAUCUCACAUGGAUCGUCUAUUUAAAACAUACGCAUUCACCCAUUGCAUGUCCUGUACCAUCUGCACACGCACAUAUUCAGUUUAAACACACCAAACGCCAUCUUUUACAAAAACAUACAACGAGAAUUAUUAUAAAUGAAUCAAGAAAAUGAAGAUUGAGAUUAGACAAAGUAUUCAACACGGAUCCAAAAUGUAAAUGCUCUGUACGGAAACUUCACCACACACAUUGAGAAAUCUUCUAUCAUUCCAAAAAUGUAUAAGUCACACUAUAAUGAUAUUUAAGAGGCUUUUUAUGUACUGUAAUUAAAGCUUGGUUCCCCUUCAAACCAAGGAAACCAGAAAAUAUCUGUCUCUUGUCUAUAAAUGUAACUUGUAUGUUCUAAUAAUAAUAUCCCAGCAAUGACAGUAUCUUGA
Molecule: messenger RNA, 2720 nt
Organism: Larimichthys crocea (large yellow croaker)
Lineage: Eukaryota; Metazoa; Chordata; Actinopteri; Sciaenidae
Product: tripartite motif-containing protein 16
Exons: 2
Coding region: 226-1875 (549 amino acids)
Molecular function (GO): protein binding; zinc ion binding
Source: RefSeq, a predicted model, not a curated record